GGGGGUGGAGAGGGUGGAACAGUCGGAUUUCUGACCUCACCCCUCCCGAGGCACGUGUCGUCCCGAGCAGGCUUCCUUCGGAGCGUGUUCAAGAACUUUUUUCCAAGAAUGCUAGCGCCGGAGUUUCUCUUCUCUGCGUGCUAGGGGAGUUGGUGCUUUGGAAAAGGUGGUCGCGGUUCUUAGCGUGUUCAGGCCGACUGCUGUUGGGGCUCUCGCUGCAGAUCUUCCUUCAGGGCCGGGUCUUCAGGACGUUUCUGGUGGGGCGUGGGCGCAAUGCGGGUCGCUCGGAGGGGCGAUGGAGGAAGGGGAAGUGAAAUGCACAACGCGUAGCGAGCGUCAGGAAAAGCAGGGCCGCAGCGCCCUGGCAGAGUGGAAAUUUUCACCCUCGGGUUUUGCACCGGCGGCGCAGCGUGGCGCUGAUUUCACGUGUGCGAAUACAAACCACAGGAAUGAGGUUUUAUUGAAGAGGAAAAGGAAAAAAAAAUCAGCAGCUCGUUACCUAAUGUCAUUAGCGUUGAACGUGAAUUCCCACUUACGGGGCAAAACGAGCGGAGGCGCUUUCAAAAUACCGGUCUCCAAGCACCGAAGUGUUCUUCUAACGCCGACCGACAAAUUAGCGGGCUUUGCUCCGCAUCCUGUGCUCCGGCUUAUUUUGAAAGGUGAUCCGGGUGACCUUUCCAAAGAUCCGUGUCCCCGAGCUUGCACAGCUCCAGUACAGAAGGGAAGAGCCCUGCUGAAGCGUCUGAUUCAGGAGCCAGCGCGCUGCUGGGCAAGACGAGCGCUGCAGCUGGGCUGGUUUUCUCCUUGAGGCAGUCUCGAGUCAGGUUUCUGUCAAGUCAGGAAUUCAUUCAACUCUUCUCUCUGAAUUAGCUAGCUAGCCUAAAUAAACAAACAGGGGUGAUUAAUGCCUGCCCCUCGCUUACAUGGUAGGGAUAUUCGUAGGAUUUUGGGACGUUCUUCUCAGAUUGGCCCCAUUAGGCUUCGUCAGGCGUUCCCCGCAGGCAGGGCCGCGAGCUCGUGGUGGAACUUAAAUGAGGCACGGCUGGAGGUGCAGGGACUGUCACAGCCCGCUGAGCCUGGCUGGGGAGAUAGGCAUCUCGAUUGAUGGUUAUUCCCUGAUAAUUAAGUUAAACGACAUCAGGAACUGACUGCCAGGCGUUUCCAGCUCCUCUCAGCUGCAGGAGUCGCUGCCGCUGCUGCCCCUGUUCCCCUCCUCUGGUUCCUGACGGAGCUCUCGCGCCCCAUUCACCGCGUGGAUGAGUGAGAUGUCUGCUCCCUGCCUCAGACCAGCCACAAAAAGUGGGUUGCGCCCUGCUCCGCCUCACUUUCCAAGGGUAGGAAGAGGAGUAAUCGGCCAAAAACCCAUUUCUUGCGUUAUGUUGUGCCGCCGUCGUUGCUGUUGGUCGUCAUCGCCCUGAUGGCGCGCAGCCCUCCUGGGAUUUCGAAGUGGCGCCUCGCUUGCUGACACCGGGAGGGAGAACUUUGCAAGUGCUUACCUGGGGAGCUGAGAAGUUUCAGACAACGGGGUUUUUCCUGUUUGUCGUUCUCCUAAUUAGAAGCCCGGUUUUUCUCACUAAACUUGAGCUACCGUUUGCAGUUGAAGUCACGGGAGGAAGGGACGUCUGUGUCAGCAGCCAGGCUGUGUUAAAAAUAGGAUCGGGCGCUACAUAAACUUCUUAUCCUUCUGGAAAUCGUUUUUCAGACUUAAAUACAGCGCUUUACAUUUUUAAUCACUCCUGAGCUAUUAGGUAAUUAAAUGCUCUAGUAACAUGCCUCCGGGGAAGGUAAGGUGGUGUCGUUCCUGCUCGGCAGAUGAGUCAAGCUCCUGGAAGGAGCUUGGUCAAGGUCAGCCAGGAGCAGUCGCAGAUCUGAGCGCAGGGCUCGAGCUGGUGAUGCCCUGCGCCACGCUUCGUGUGCUGGAACCUGUCAGCUCCCCGCGUCCUGCCUUAAUGGCUCGGUAAAUAGUUUUUAAAAAACAUCUUUCAAGUAAUUGGGCUGAAAUUCCCUCUGAUCUGCUCGAGGGAGGAGAAGUGUAACAGUGAUGACCUGAUUUGAUGCGGCUCACGGCUCGGGUAGCGCUGGAGGAGGCUCCUCCGACCCCGUUAUUGCUGCUGAAGAGAAAAAUGUGUAAAGGAUUUGUUUAAAUAUGGCACAGUCGCUCUUCCCCCGGGGCGGUGUGCUCUGUGACGCUGUAAGCCGCUGGUACGCGGCUCCAAGCUCUGAUCUCCUACACCAAGAUGUGCUGAUGACUGUUUUUGGUUUAAAUCACCUUGUGAGGUCCUAAAAACUUGGUUUUGGGACUGCUCCUCUGGUGUAAGCCUUCAGGAUGCGUCAGGUGGCUUGGGCCUGUGUUUAAAUCCGGGGAAAACCCCAUCCCAGGAUUUCUGUGGGAAAAAAAAAAGUUUUCUGGCGUAGUUUUACAGGUGUGGGACACGUGUGGCUGCUGUAACUGUGGUGGUUCUGUGCUUGGUGUGUCACAGCCAUCGCAGAGCGCAGUGCUUUGUAACGAACGUGGGAUUCAGGAGCGCAGGUGAGGAAGUUGUGACAAAUGAGCAAGAACUGACGAGCGAAAGGACCUGAAUAUUGUGUGCUUAGGUGGGACUCCUCCAUCUGGGGGGAGGCUUUAAUCCCGCGGUCGUCGUGCUGAUAAAGUAUUCCAGGAUCCGCUUCUGAAGUCUGUAUUCGAGUCGCUCGGCGAGAACUGCUUUAAGGUUGGGGGAGGUUAUUGGAAACAUCUCUGUUCUUGCCUCUGGCAAUCUAAUUAAUGUAUUUUUUUGGCAUUGAAAGCUGUUCUUGAAGGAAAUAAUUGCUGUUCGUUGGGUGAUUUUUGACUUCAUGUCAGUGAAAAAGGUAAUUUUGUACUACUUAAUUUGACUAUUUUAAAGCGAGGGUCUCAUUAAAACAUUGAGCACGCCACAGGUUCGGGGUGUGAAUUUCCAGGCGCGCGUGUUUCCCUAAUUGCAUUCGCUGCAGUGUGCCACAUUGCCCUUUUUGUUCAAGUUACAGGUUCGUGGCUUCUGGGCUAGUUUGGAUUUUACUCAGCUGCUUUAAAACUUUUUCUUUAAAGAAGCAAAGUGUCUGCAGUGGGUCUCUGGCUCUCUGCUUUUUACGUACCUUAGUUCUUUCUGCUUAAGGGUCUGUGCUGGCAGCGCGCUAUUCCAAAAUAGGUUUCACCAUUUGGUGGUUUCCCUGCCCAGCAAAGCUGGGUCCCUCCUCUGCAGAUGAAAAUUUGGUGCGCCUGAAGCCGCUCCGUACCUGCGAGGAGGUGACGAAGCUCGUUGCCUUCUGACUCCCUCGAAGACGUGACCCGUCGCUGCCCUACUUCUGCGCGCUCGGGAAUUUCACCAGGCCUAGGAGGGCUCGUCCUGUGAGCCGGCAGGAGGUGGGGGACGGAGCGGUGGUGUCUGAGCGAAAUCUCAGCCUGCCGUGCCGACGUCACGGUACCUGAAAGCUUCGCCGGCAUCUUCCCAACGAGCUCGGCUUUGAGCACGCCGCUUAAAAACAGCUGAGCAAAGCCUGGUUUCACCAGCAGCAGCAACAGCCGGGUUGCUUACCGAGUGUUUCAGCCUUAACCCUCCCCCUUAGGGUUAGUUCGGGUUAGCUCCGUCCUCUCUCAGCAGUCCCGUCAGCUCUCGCUGCUGCUAAACCAGCUGUGUUUGGAAUCCUCCGCUAGGACUGGGAGCUGUUGCCGCUGCCUUUUAACGCUGCAAAGGGAGAUAAGUCUGCGGGUCACUAAAAGUUACGGCAGCGCAGUGACCGCUGGCUUGCUUUGGAAAUGACGGAUUCCUGGAGGAUGCCUCCCUGCUGCUGAUGGCAGCUCGGUGGCACGGCGCUGGUGACGCUUCUGGGCUACCAGCAGUGUAAACGCCCUCCUCUUUCUGCUCGUAGUGCUCCUGCUGUUCAGAAAACGAAGCCAUCGCGUUGUGGCCACCGCCUGCGGUGCCGGGAGGCACGGCUGUGCCCGAGGUGCUGGGUCCAGCUCGGGGCUGGGGCUCUCGAGGCUGCGGCGACAGCUUCAGGUUUGUGCGUUGGACGCAGCCGUGUCCCGUCUGGUCCAAGCAACGCUUCGGAAAUGCAGGCAGGCCUCCGUCUUGUCGAACGGAGAGCUUUGACUCGCAAGUGGUUCGUUAACUUGGGAGUGGGUCCUCGAAACCUGGCGCGAGGCAGAGAGCUGGGACGGCAGGCGAGCUGCCUGCGAGUGCCACGGCCCCGGGAGUUGGAGUCCGGGCUGGGGCAUCGCUCACAGCUGCCGGCCCUGCCUCCGCGACGGCGCCUUCGCUUUCUGCUUGUCCUGAUGGGCUUCGGGCUGCCUCGAGGUGAACGCUUGUUUUUGUUGGGCUUGGGAGUUGUUGGUUUUCCAUUAUCCUGCUCGCUCUGAACAUAAUGACUUAAAAAAAAAAAUGUUAAUUUUGGUGUAAUUAGCGUCCUGUUUACCUCCUGCUCUUUAUGACCUCGCUUGUUGGAGGCGUUAGUCACUGGCAGCGUGUUGUUCUGGGCAGUUUUAGUCAUGCCUGUUUUCAUAAAUCGUCCUGAGUGGUAGGCGCUUGAAUCAAUGGUGCAGUUUGUUUGUGUAGGAUUAGCCUGCUGCUUCCUCUCGGACGCUUACAGGCGGCAGCUGCACAGAGGCUUCUCCUGAACUGCUCGUCAUUUCGGGGCUCUUCGUGCGGCAUUGAUCAGAGCCUAAAAUCUGAGGUGAUCGGAAUCCUCCACGGGAGGAAAGGAAAGCUGCUUUGUGCUACGCUGAAAGAAAUGACUGAGUGUUCUGUUGGAAUAUACGUCGCACAUUUAUGGCGAUUCUGAGCGUGAGGGCAGACUUCUGCCAGGCCCAGCACAGCAUCCUGGCUGACAAGUGAGCCGAGAGCAGGGGGUUUCACGUGCCAUAAUUACUUUGCCUUGAAGAUUCCAGACACAGCGAACACAAAUAUAUGGGAUAUCUUCUGCCCAUUGGAAGCAUAUUCCUUUUACUGACUCUAGCAAAACUAAGCGUCAAGAAAACAAAGUGGAGAGAAAACCUGCCCUUACUUUUUUGCCUCACCAGUGCCUAAAUGUAGAACAGGCUGCCUAGUCUUGCAUGUAGUCAGAAUUCGUGGAGUCUGAAGGAUACCACCUGCAGCAACUGAGGCCGAAGUUGAAUUCAAGUGGAUUCUGAAGCAAACCUGCUUUUCUAGAAGCGAAGUCUCUAAGGAACAAACACGUCGAAGCAAGCUCUGAUCAAUCCCAGCCAUUUUAGUGGUCUUUUUAAUGUUUUCUGCUGUGAAACGUUUCCAAGGUUAUUGAUUUUUUUUUUUUGCCCCUCACGCAUUUUGUUUGCCAUUAUGAACCGUCCAGCCCCCGUGGAAAUUACCUACGAGAACAUGCGUUUCCUGAUCACUCACAACCCAACCAACGCAACCCUCAGCAAGUUCAUCGAGGAGCUGAAGAAGUACGGAGUGACAACCUUGGUGCGAGUUUGUGAUGCCACUUACGAUCAAGCUCCUAUCGAAAAAGAAGGAAUCCAGGUUCUAGACUGGCCGUUUGAUGAUGGAGCACCACCCCCGAAUCAGAUAGUUGACGACUGGCUAAACCUGUUGAAAACCAAAUUCCGUGAAGAGCCUGGAUGCUGUGUCGCUGUUCACUGUGUUGCAGGGUUGGGAAGGGCUCCUGUCCUGGUUGCACUUGCUCUCAUUGAAUGUGGAAUGAAGUACGAAGAUGCAGUUCAGUUUAUAAGGCAGAAAAGGAGGGGAGCUUUCAAUUCCAAACAGCUGCUUUACCUUGAGAAAUACCGACCUAAGAUGCGAUUACGCUUCAGAGAUGCCAACGGUCACUGCUGUGUUCAAUAGAAAAUCUCAAACGAAGGCAGAAGUUAGCAUGGCUGUUUUCUGGACUCUUGGCACCUGGAAAUGUGAAUCUGGAAUCAAACUACGUCAUCAAAUUAGUGGUGGAGUCAGUGCUCCUCAACCUCUGUCCUAAUGGUGGUGAUGAUUGGAAAAAAAUAAAAAUAAAAAAAAAUUAAGAGAAACAUUUCAGUGAAGGAUUGUUUUCUCCUUAAGCUGCAGUUUGAACAUCUGCAAGGAGAAAAGAAAAUCAGUUUCUGAACCUUCUGUAUUUUUAACUUUUUAAGAAAAGAAAUAAAGUAAAUUUUAUGUCUAAGGAAAA
Messenger RNA from Cygnus atratus (black swan), 6135 nucleotides. RefSeq names its product protein tyrosine phosphatase 4A2 (gene PTP4A2). The record is from RefSeq and is a predicted model, not a curated record. The transcript is spliced from 7 exons. Gene Ontology annotation, biological process: positive regulation of cell migration; protein dephosphorylation. Gene Ontology annotation, cellular component: nucleus. Gene Ontology annotation, molecular function: protein tyrosine phosphatase activity. The coding region runs from base 5316 to 5819 and encodes 167 amino acids. Lineage: Eukaryota; Metazoa; Chordata; Aves; Anseriformes; Anatidae.